AAUAUGCGUCGUUUAUAAUAAAGCUCGGAGCUGAUUUAUUACUCAUGUAUUAAAGUUUUUGGGUGAACAAAAGUUAAAUCUAAAUUUUAUCAACAGUGUAAAAAUGCCAGAAUGUUUUGUUUUUCUUAAUUUUUUACCUCGAGCCUGUGUUUAGCGUAUCGGCAGCAAGAAAGCGUGAAAGUCACGUUAAAAUGUUUGUAUUAAGUUUUUUCAGAAUUUACUUUUGUUUAUGUAUUCUAAACUCCCAUUGAGAUUCAUAAAUUUUGUUCAGAAUUUUGAUGGAUUGGGAAAGCAAAAUAUGUACUACAAUACGAGAGAGCUGCGUCAUGCAGGAUUCAAAAUCAGCAAACUGUGUUAAUGGAGCUUUCCACUCUGAAAGAGUUGUCAUCUUAGAUGCUGGAGCCCAAUAUGGAAAAGUCAUUGACCGCAGGGUUAGAGAAUUGGCGGUCGAAACAGAAAUUCUUCCCCUAAAUACACCUGCUGAAACUCUUCUUUCUCAAGGCUUUAGGGCUAUUAUUAUAUCUGGAGGCCCAAGUUCUGUUAAUGCUGCUGAGGCUUCCAGCCAUGAUCCACAGAUAUUCACAUGUGGUUUACCAAUCUUAGGAAUAUGUUAUGGCAUGCAGAUGAUCAACAAACAUUAUGGAGGAACUGUCCAAAAGAAAGACUCCAGAGAAGAUGGACAAUUUGUUAUUCAAGUUGACACAACUUCUGCUCUAUUUAAAGGUUUGGAAAAGGAAGAGUUAGUUUUAUUAACUCAUGGAGAUAGUACGGAUAAAGUUGCUGAUACCUUUAAAGUGACUGCAAAAUCGGGUAACCACAUUGCAGCUAUUGCCAAUGAAAAGCUCAAGAUCUAUGGUGUUCAAUUUCAUCCUGAAGUAGAUUUGACCACAAAUGGUAAACUAAUGAUGAAAAACUUCUUGUAUAACAUUGUUGGUUUGACUGGAAAUUUCACUAUGCAGUCUCGUGAAACUGAGUGCAUUGAAUUUAUUAGGAAAACUGUUGGAAAAAAUAAAGUACUAAUGUUAGUAAGUGGUGGUGUUGACUCAACUGUGUGUGCUGCUUUGCUGAAUCGAGCACUGAAAGAAGAUCAAGUAAUAGCUAUUCAUAUAGAUAAUGGAUUUAUGAGAAAGAAUGAAAGCAUACAAGUAGAGUUGUCCUUAAAAAAAUUGGGAUUAAAAUUGAGAGUAUUGAAUGCCUCCCAGAAUUUUUACAAUGGGUCAACUACUGUGCCAGUAGAUAGAAAAGAUCCAAAUGGAAGAAAGAGAGAUACACAAUUGCUUUGCAUGACUGGAGAUCCAGAAGAAAAGCGUAAAAUUAUUGGUGACACCUUCAUGCGGGUUGCAAAUGACAUUAUAUCAGAUCUAAAUUUGAAACCCGAAGAAACUCUGCUUGGUCAAGGAACGCUGCGACCCGACCUUAUUGAGAGUGCCUCAGCCUUAGCAAGUUGUAAUGCUGAUGCUAUAAAAACCCACCAUAAUGACACAGACUUAGUGCGAAUAUUGAGAUCUGAAGGUCGAGUAAUCGAACCCCUAAAGGAUUUCCACAAGGAUGAAGUGCGACUUAUGGGGAAAGAUUUAGGAUUACCUGAUGAGGUUGUGCAGCGUCAUCCUUUCCCUGGACCGGGUCUUGCUGUGCGUGUGAUUUGUGCUGAUGAACCUUUCCAAGACAAGAACUUUUCUUUUACUAGUGUACUUGUUAAAGUUAUUAUUGAAUAUAAAUCCUCCGUAGAAAAUAGUCAUGGAUUUGUUUUUAGAGUUAAAAGUAGCACAUCGGAAGAAGAACAGGCAUUUUUAACAGCUCUUUCAACCAAAUAUAAACUCACAUCAACUGUCUUACCUAUCAAAAGUGUUGGAGUUCAGGGUGAUCAACGUACGUAUAGUUAUGUUGUCGGUUUAUCAACAAAUGAUGAAAUUCAGGACUGGGAAGAUAUGAUGACUCUAGCAAAAAUUAUUCCUCGUGUUUGUCAUAGUGUAAAUAGGGUUUGUUUCAUAUUUGGCCCAGCUGUAACAUAUCCAGUUCAAGAUAUAACGCCGACUUUCCUGACACCAACUGUUCUCAGCACGUUGCGACAAGUCGACCACGUUGCUCACAAUAUCUUACAAAACUCUGGCCAAUUGGAGAGCAUAUCUCAGAUGCCUAUAGUUUUAAUACCUAUUCACUUUGAUAGGGAUGUUGUGUCUCGAAAUCCAUCCUGUCAGAGAUCUGCUGUGAUCAGGACAUUUAUUACGCAUGAUUUUAUGACUGGUAUACCGGCUACACCAAAUAAGCAUUUACCUUUAGAUGUCAUUAAGAAGAUGGUGACAGAAAUGUUGAAUGUUCCAGGUAUUUCAAGAGUGCUGUAUGACCUAACUCCCAAGCCCCCUGGCACAACUGAGUGGGAGUAAUAGAUGGUUUUUAGAAUUUUCAAAGUUAUUGGUUGGGCUUAAUGAAUUUGAUGGAAAGUGUAAAUAAAAAGCCUUACUUUUAAUACAUAGUGAGUCUAAAAACAAAAACUUAUUGAAAAAAAAAUUGAAAGAAAAACUAAAAAUUAUUUUGAAAUAUAUUCUACGAAAUGUGACCUGAAUUUCAUGUGAAUGUAGAAGCUUCUGGCUGAAACUUGGAAAGUUGUUGUAAUUCAGAUAUAGUGUCCAUGUUAUUAUAAUUCAUUUUAAUAUCUAAAUUUAAUAAACAUUGGUCUUGAUGUGUUUGUUUA
Parasteatoda tepidariorum (common house spider) is the source of this 2692-nucleotide messenger RNA. RefSeq names its product GMP synthase burgundy (gene bur). NCBI's taxonomy places the organism in Eukaryota, Metazoa, Arthropoda, Arachnida, Araneae, Theridiidae. Gene Ontology annotation, cellular component: cytosol. Gene Ontology annotation, molecular function: GMP synthase activity; ATP binding; GMP synthase (glutamine-hydrolyzing) activity. The record is from RefSeq and is a predicted model, not a curated record. Gene Ontology annotation, biological process: GMP biosynthetic process.